GGCGCUCGCGGGCUGGAACUUGCUGCUGGCGACCUUUAGCUUCUGCGGUGCUGUUCGCACGGUGCCCUUCUUGCUCGACUCGAUCUAUCAGCGCGGCGCGUAUGCGUCCAUUUGCUCGGAGGCCACGGACCACUACGGCAACGGCCCCACGGGUCUCUGGGUCGCCCUCUUCAUCUUCUCCAAGGUGCCGGAACUCAUCGACACGUUCUUUAUUGUCGUGCGCAAGAAGCCGCUCAUCUUUCUGCACUGGUACCACCACAUUACCGUCUUGAUGUUCUGCUGGCACGCGUUCGCUGUCCGCUCGGCGAGCGGCCUCUACUUUGUGGCGAUGAACUACUCGGUGCAUGCGAUCAUGUACUUUUACUACUUUCUCACGGCCCGGGGGUACCGACCCAAGUGGGCGCUGCUCGUGACCGUCGCCCAGCUCAGCCAGAUGGUUGUCGGUGUUGCGGUGUGCACGAUGAGCGUCCUGUACAUUCGCCAAGGCGCCGUGUGCCAUGUCGACGAGAGCAACCUGAGCUGGGGCAUCCUCAUGUACUCAAGCUACUUUGCGCUCUUCCUCAAGUUCUUCAUUGAGCGCUACUGCUUCCCGGCUAAGCGCUCGGUGAAGAAGGUCCAAUAG
Messenger RNA from Saprolegnia diclina VS20, 622 nucleotides. RefSeq lists its product as hypothetical. Lineage: Eukaryota; Oomycota; Saprolegniomycetes; Saprolegniales; Saprolegniaceae. Gene Ontology annotation, cellular component: endoplasmic reticulum membrane. Gene Ontology annotation, biological process: fatty acid elongation, saturated fatty acid; sphingolipid biosynthetic process; fatty acid elongation, monounsaturated fatty acid. The record is from RefSeq and is a predicted model, not a curated record. Gene Ontology annotation, molecular function: fatty acid elongase activity. The annotation marks the transcript as partial. The transcript has 4 exons.